Messenger RNA from Auxenochlorella protothecoides, 564 nucleotides. RefSeq lists its product as hypothetical. The transcript has a single exon. The coding region runs from base 1 to 564 and encodes 187 amino acids. Lineage: Eukaryota; Viridiplantae; Chlorophyta; Trebouxiophyceae; Chlorellales; Chlorellaceae. The record is from RefSeq and is a predicted model, not a curated record.
AUGGCGGGGCGAGGAUUAUGUGAGACCCUCCUCCCCCCUCCUCCCCGACCAACGCCCUUCUUUUCCCCUCUUUCUGCCCUCAAGAUGAUUGCACUUCCUACCCACCCAACCCCCCUCCCACUCAACCCUGUACUCAUCUCCCCAGCUUACCUCGACCACUGCCCCUGUCUCUCCCCCAACCCGCACGGGCACGCUCCACACUUCCUUUUCCUGGGACUGCCGGCUCCGCCACGGGGUUGGCACACCAUGCUCCCACCCAAUAACAUGCACACUAUCCAUGCACCCCCGAGCAUUUGUUUCUUUCUUGCCACGUGCCUGUGGCAAACACGUGCAUACAUCGAUGUUGCCGUCCCUUCCAAACCGCAAGCAUUUGGCUUGACGUCUUCCCCACACCGCGCUGACCCUGGAGCCUGGCGUGGGAGGGGAGAGGGAGGGGCCGGCGCCCGCGCCGGCCGAGGGCUCCGAGCGCCCGAAAACCUUGCCUUCACCCUUCCCCACUCCCCUCCGCGGCCCUCGGCCAUCUUGCUGCUGCUGCGCUAUUGCGUACCUUGUCUAGCAAUGUAG